Molecule: messenger RNA, 942 nt
Organism: Entrophospora candida
Lineage: Eukaryota; Fungi; Glomeromycota; Glomeromycetes; Entrophosporales; Entrophosporaceae
Source: the annotation of a GenBank genome assembly
AUGAUUGUUUGGCGAGGUAGUCACAUCUACAUUGAAUAUUUUCUUUAUCACACUCCAUCAAAAUUAUCUUUGAGAGCAUGUGAUUGUCUUAGAGGUGCAUAUUUACGUGAAGAAGUUUUUUUAGAUUCAGUGGUGGCAGAAGAAUAUCUUGAACAAGCAUUGAAAAUCAUGAUUGAGGAUGAUAAAUUGAUGGUUUCUGAUCCCAUAGUGUUGGAUACUAUGGAGCGUUUGGCAAAGAAUUCAAUUUGGCAAGGAAAUUUGUAUGAGGCAACUUUAAAAUAUAAUAAAAUAAGAGAUAUUUUAAUUGAUUCAUUAAGCAGUAGUAGCAGUAAUGAAGAUGAAGAAAAAGAAAAAUUAGUGAAAGUCAUUGAAGUGAACAGGAAAUUAGCAGAUUUAUAUAUUAAAAUGAAGGCUUAUAAUCAAGCAGAGAAAUAUUUAGGCUGGAUUAUUGAAAUUUUAAAGGGAAAAGAUCAGGAGGAACAAGUAUUAUUAGUGAAUCAGAAAAGGAGCUUGGAUAGAAAUAAGAAACCAGUGGUUUCAAUGGUAACUGAAUUACUUAUCAAUAAUCCAAAAAAUGUUGAUAAACAAUUUAUUUUAUGUGUGAAUGCUCUUGCAGGUUUAUAUGCACAAAAGAAAAAUUUUGAAUAUGCAUUACCAAUCUAUCUUGGAAUGUUAAAAUUAAUACAAGCAAUAGUUAUGGGACAUUUGGGUGAAGUUUUUUAUGGCAUGGAUCAGAAAGAUGAUGCAAUGGGAUGGAUGCAAAAAGGAUUAACAAUUUCAAAGAGUCAAGUUGAUGAAAGAGAUUGUGAUGAAUGUAGUGGUGUGAUACUUAAUAAUUUAGGUUUGAUUCAUGAGAGAGAUGGUAAUAAACAACAUGCCAUAUCAUUAUUUAGUCAAGCAACUGAAUAUGCUUAUAGUAGUACUAAAAAUAUGGCAGGCUAA